UAGCAAAAUAGUCCUGUGAGCGGAGCAGUAAUCGUGGAGAGUUGAUGUCGGCUUAACAGGCACUGUGGAUGACUGUUUGAAAGUGCUUUAGUUAUUGUGUUCGCGAGCCGUAAAUGAUUCCCUGCACCUGGAGUUUUGUCAUCAGUUGACGUGGUGGCAAAAAAAGAGUUCUUCACUGGCGGCCACCUGGCUGGAGUAUCUACGCUCAUGCCGCCAUUGUAUUACAUGAAAAGGGCUCCGAAGCCCUUCAACUAAAGGUAUUUGUGGAAUUCAGUGUUAUUACGCUCCAUGUCUGCGUCGGGGCGGUCAUGGACCAUUUUGGUGAGGUCUUGGAUAACGAUGUGAACCGUUUUUCCGAGGAUCUAAGUCUUUUCGAAGUCCCGACGCCGAAAUCUUACUGGCGAGAAGUGACAGCGAAGAAAUCGGACACUUCGGCCGGGCUGGAGUUCAAGAACAAACAGAGUGUCUUUAUGGCACAAGUCCAAUCUCCGACACAAACGCAACAGAGGUAUACGCCUAAGACAGUCUACAACCCAGGCUACUCCAGUACACUGGACAAAAGUACGGCACUGGCCGUGAAUCCGAGCGGAAUGCGCGACUCAAAGCCGCCUAUCCCGAUGGGGGGUGGGGGUACGGUGGGUAUGAGCUCUGUGGGCAGACAGAUACCCGUCCAACAUCUUCAGUCUACGGGCAGCCACUCGGCCCAGGCCCCCACGCAACUCGUCAAUGUUAGCUCCAUGACGGACAGCAGGGGAAUCGUUAUUGGCCCUCCCAAGUAUCCAGCAGGGAAAAAUGUGCUAUUGAAUAAUGCUGGGUAUACCCAAUCAGUCACUCACUCCGUCACACAGCAUUAUAUAUUAGGUGGUGGAAUGAACAGUCCAAACCUGCCUAAAGCUGGCUCCAAUUACUCAAGCCCACGCUCAAGUCUAGGAAGUGGAGGUGGGGAUUCGAAGAGCUCUAGUCCAAGAACUAGUCUAGCUAACCCUCCGCCACCCCCUCCUUACGAUCACAGGUAUGGUGGUAGUCCAAGAUCUAGCAUAACUAGUCCACGCUCCAGUUUAAGUGCUGAAUCAAAACAUUCAAGCCCAAGAGCAAGUCUGACAGGUGUGCUAUUUGACAAAUUCCCAAGUCCUCGUACAAGCUAUGCUGCUCAACCUGAUAUACACGUUCACAUAGGACAUCAUGCUUCUCACAGCGGAAUAUCAAGUCUAGGGCCAAAACAUGCUCAACCGACAUCAUUGCUGAGUGAUAAUCGUUUCAAUGAACCUGCCCCUCCUCCCCCACCCCCAUAUCACACGGACAUGAGGUUCCGCGCCCUCCCCGCACACACGCCCGCGAGUGUCAGUGUUGGGAAUACCCACCUGGGGUCCAAUCAUAUUCAUACGUACUCUACCAGUUCUCAAGGACAUCCGGUUUAUACAUCGGCACAGUAUGUCGUGUCUCCAAAUUCCACUGGCCUACAGAAUAGCCAGAGCAUACAUGUACCCGCAAAUUCGUCACUGGGUAACAGUAGUGUCCAUAUAAAUUCUGCUGUCCUUAAUUCACAUGCGCCUAUGAGUGGCCGAUUACCCCUCCACUAUGAGACCGUACCACCCAGGACAGGUGGCCCAUCCGAGGCCGAGAAAAAACUUGCCGCUUUAACUCAACAACUUGAAGAUGAAAUGUGCAUAUCUCCAACGGCUAAGAAAGGGCCUGCUCCCAUGCCCCCACAGGAUGCGGGCAUGAAACCACCCCCACCCUACCACGGGCCUCACAAAACUGAGCCUGUCCUUAUGCAUGGUGGUUACUCUCAUGGAAACACAGCACAGUACUCCAGCCCUAUCGUUCACACUUCUCAGCCUCACUUACAAAGCAUGGGUGUGGCUAAUAACGCUUAUCCAGUUAGUUCUGCGUUUACGCCUCCAAAUAGUGUCCAGCAUGCGAAUAGAAAUGUGUCCUCCCCCAGCCCUACAGGACGACCACAACUAAAUUACCAUGUGACCCCGCCACCGGCGAAGGGACCUACAGAGGCAGAGAGAAAACUGGCGGCUCUUACUCAGCAGCUUGAGGAUGAAAUGGAAAACAAUCCUCAGGGCGAAUAUUUUGGUCAGUGCUACACGUGUGGGGAGAAGGUGACUGGGGCCAGCGAGGCCUGCCAGGCCAUGGCGAAUCUCUACCAUACAAAGUGCUUUGUCUGUUGUUCUUGUGGGCGGACGUUGCGAGGAAAGGCUUUUUACAAUGUUCAUGGGAAGGUUUACUGUGAAGAAGAUUAUUUGUACUCUGGUUUCCAGCAGACGGCAGAGAAGUGUGUGGUGUGCGGACAUCUGAUCAUGGAGAUGAUUCUGCAGGCAAUGGGCAAGUCAUAUCACCCGGGCUGUUUUCGGUGUUGUGUUUGUAAUGAAUGUCUGGAUGGUGUCCCCUUCACCAUAGAUGUGGAUAACAAGAUUUACUGUGUGGCUGAUUACCACAGAGUCUAUGCUCCCAAGUGUGCGGCCUGCGGUCAAGCUAUUACUCCGGUAGAGGGUACAGAGGAAACCGUUCGCGUGGUGUCGAUGGACAAGGACUUCCAUGUGGAUUGUUAUCAUUGUGAGGACUGUGGCCUACAGCUGACAGAUGAGCCAGACAAACGCUGCUAUCCUCUUGACAACCACCUGCUCUGCCACCGCUGCCACAUCAAGGAGCUCAACAGACAGUUUCCUAAUGAGCAGUUUUACCUGGACCCCAUGACGUACAACAUCCAGAGUCGCAGUGACAGCACAAGGAAUUCUGGCCCAACCCACGUGGCCCUGGCCUCUCUGCAUGGCCCAUACAUUCCCCCAGCCUCCUCCUCUUACGACCAUCCCCAGCAGACUCAGCCCCUCGGCCACCCCAAUGGGAACGGGGUGGCAUCCCCGGAUCAUGAGGCAGGGUACAACUCUCAGCUGUACAAUCACAGCCCCUACAUGACACCCUCAGGGGCCACACUGCCACGCUAUCAGAUCACGGACUUAUAGCAAUGACAGUCAAGGCUUAGGCAUCCAGCUCCACCCCCUCAGGGUCCUGAGCCUUAACUGGUCACCGUAGUGCUCCAUGUCUGUCUCAUGAAGGCCCACCUCCAUACCCCAACCUUUGGCCCUCGUGGAGUUCUGCCUCCAUACCCCAAGCCCUGCCUAUCGUGGAGGUCCGCCUCCAUACCCCAAGCCCUGCCUGUCGUGGAGGUCCGCCUCCAUACCCCAAGCCCUGCCCAUCAUGGAGGUCUUCCUCCAUAUGCCAAGCCCUGUUCCUCAUGAAGGUCUGCCUCUGUACCCCAAGUAAUACCCCAUCCCAGUUCCCAGCUGCGCUGUAGGUGGGGAUGUUUUCAUAUAUCCAUUGUACAUUAGCUUUCAUAUGCCAUCCCCAAGGGAAGCCAAACCAGUUAUAAUGCCAUUUAUUAUGCCUUGAUCAGCAUUUUAUACUACAAUGCCUGCUAACAUGGUUGUCGCAUUACUGUCCUUAUUUAAUGUCGAGUAUUUCAGUAAUCUUUGAGUCUUGUGUAUAGAUAUGACACGUCAUCUUUCUGAUUGUGAUUUGUCUGGUGAGGAAUUUUGUUUUUGAGAAACUCUCACCGUUGUUUAUGUACAGUGAGAAAUUCUCACUUAUGUCUGUUGAGAAAUUAUCAAGGUAGUAUAUGGAUAUCAGCUUGCUCUGCAUCUGUAUUCAACAAGUGUAAAUUGGUGUACCUCAUGAGAAUAUAGUUUUUGGCUUUGAAUGUCAGUGACAUAUUCUUGUUAUUUUGAUUGGUGGAAAAGAAAUUAUGUGAUAAUAAGCCAUUGGCAGUGAAACAUGAAACAUUAAAACAUUUGUACAAAUUUAUGUACAUCAUUGUUUUCAUGUAUUUGAUGAGUUACAGUAUACUGUAUAUUUUUACCCUAGCUAAGGAUUGAAACCUCAAGGGGACCUCCUUGACCAGCACACCAACGUGGGAAUGACCCAGGAGCCUCUCACCAAUGCGGUCGCUGUGAGUUCCUGAUGGCUUUCUCCCCGGCCGUACGUGGGAAGGUUUGCCAGCAACCUGAGGAUGGUCAUGGGUUUCUGUCGGGCUCUGCCCAUUUUCCUCCUGCCAUAAUGCCAGCCGCCAUCGUAUAAGUGAAAUAUUCUUGAGUACAGCGUAAAACACCAAUCAAAUAGAUAAACCUCAACUUUGUUGAAAAUAAAUUUAUUAGAUUAGAUUUGGAUGAAUGUUAGCACUAGCCAGGCAUUCGUCAUAUGAUCUGUCUUAUCUUCCUGCCAGUGUACAGGAUUAUUGCGUUGUUUCGUAAUGUGCUUUGCUGUGAAUGUCUGAGGAGUUGACCGCUAUUACUGAGCUAUACCUAAUGAAUUAUGUUUCAUUCAGUUAAAACUGUAAAGCUAAAAAAUUUUUUUUUGCGAUUGGCUGAUAAAUUGUAGUGCCUUAACAUACAUUUCACAUUUUGUCUUCUCUGGUUUUCACCUGGUAACUGUUUAGCAGAUUCUCUGCAGUUUUGACAGCAUGUUUUUAAUAGAAUGGUUUUAUACUCUCAUGUAGACAGUUUUUAUUCAUGCACUGGGCUGGAUUCUCCAGAUAUUUUGAUCAAGAUUUAAUAUUUUGUCUUGUUUUAUACACAUAUCCCUAUAUUUGUUCAAAGAUCUGAAAAAAGAUGCCUGUGUAGUGUAUUGAUCAAAAUCUGUCCAAGUCAACACUCGGCUUGGGUUGCUUAUUUCUUGUGCUAUUUCUUGGUAAUGUAACUUAAUACUCAGUUCAGUAAUAUUGUUGGAUUAUUCAUGCAGUUUACAUGUACAUGAGCAGCUUUCCUCUGAUGAUAUUUAUAUCUUCAGUUAGGCUCUGAACUACAUGAAUGGUGGCUUUUCUAAAUAUACUUGUGAAAGAAUGGAUUGACUGUUAAUGCAUGGCAUCGUGAUCAUUGGGGACAAGAGAUGUGAUAGUUAUAUACAUACUGUAUGUGUGUGUAUAAAUAUAUAUAUAUGUAUA
Liolophura sinensis is the source of this 4945-nucleotide messenger RNA. Its product is annotated as Wilms tumor protein 1-interacting protein homolog. The transcript has 8 exons. Gene Ontology annotation, molecular function: transcription corepressor activity. Lineage: Eukaryota; Metazoa; Mollusca; Polyplacophora; Chitonida; Chitonidae. The coding region runs from base 309 to 2972 and encodes 887 amino acids. Gene Ontology annotation, biological process: cytoskeleton organization; response to hypoxia; regulation of DNA-templated transcription. Gene Ontology annotation, cellular component: nucleus; transcription regulator complex; P-body. The record is from RefSeq and is a predicted model, not a curated record.